Messenger RNA from Ictalurus furcatus (blue catfish), 993 nucleotides. Its product is annotated as trace amine-associated receptor 13c-like. Gene Ontology annotation, cellular component: membrane. The coding region runs from base 1 to 993 and encodes 330 amino acids. Gene Ontology annotation, molecular function: trace-amine receptor activity. The record is from RefSeq and is a predicted model, not a curated record. The transcript has a single exon. Gene Ontology annotation, biological process: G protein-coupled receptor signaling pathway. NCBI's taxonomy places the organism in Eukaryota, Metazoa, Chordata, Actinopteri, Siluriformes, Ictaluridae.
AUGAACCUGACGGAGUUUAACCAGUCUGAUCGCUGUGAGCAUUUCUCCUGUCCAGAGAGAUUUGGAUCUCCUGCAGUUUAUAUCUUACUGUACGUGUGUUCAGCUGCUGUGGUUCUUCUAACAGUGUGUGGAAAUCUUCUCGUCAUCAUCUCUGUUCUUCACUUCAAGCAGCUUCACACACCGACAAACCUGCUCGUGCUCUCUCUGGCGGUGUCGGAUUUCCUCGUUGGUGCUUUAGUAAUGCCGCCAAUGUUCAUUUGGAUGAUUGAGUCAUGCUGGAUUUUUGAUACGGGGUACUGCCUCUGUUUCAUGAUCACGUCUUUUAUUCUCGUAAACCUGUCCAUCUAUAAUAUCGCUCUGAUCGCUGUGGAUCGGUAUUCGGCUCUCUCAAACCCGUUUCUCUACACAAACACAAUCUCUAGAAGGACUAUGUGCAUUGUGAUUUAUUGUAACUGGUGUGUGUGUCUGGUGUAUAACACAUCACUCUAUUAUUUCAAUGGAAGCUUUGCGAGUUCUGUAAUGUGUCCUGGAGAAUGUCUGGUCAUUCUGAAUGAGUUUUUGUUUGCAAUUGACCUUGCAGUGUCGUUUAUAUUUCCACUCUCUGUCAUAAUCAUAUUGUAUACUCGAGUGUUUGUGAUUGCUAAGAAACAUGCCACUGCUAUCAGAGAGCUUAAUAAUCACACACGGCCUAAAACACAGAAAAUCACCUCACACUCGAUGAAAUCUGAGAGAAAAGCAGCUAAAGUCCUGGGCAUUUUAGUGUCUGUGUUUCUGAUGUGUUUACUUCCAUAUUUUAUUUACAGUGUAUUAGGUGAUGUUAUUGAAAUACAGACAGAAUCUUUUCAUAAAUUCGUGGUCUUGCUUUAUCUUAAUUCCACCAUUAAUCCUGUUAUUUAUGCUCUGUUUUACCCGUGGUUUAGGAGGUGCAUUAAAUUAACGUUAACACUGAAAAUAUUCCAGACAGACUCUUCAUUAAUAAAUGUUCUUUCAUAA